Molecule: messenger RNA, 4010 nt
Organism: Macrosteles quadrilineatus (aster leafhopper)
Lineage: Eukaryota; Metazoa; Arthropoda; Insecta; Hemiptera; Cicadellidae
Gene: lig
Product: protein lingerer
Exons: 21
Coding region: 94-3420 (1108 amino acids)
Cellular component (GO): cytoplasm; nucleus
Molecular function (GO): protein binding
Source: RefSeq, a predicted model, not a curated record
UGAUCACGUGACCUGACUACUACUAGUGACUACCAUUUGAGCGCUUGCUGCAGUGUAACUACUGUGUAAAUAUUGUAAAAUAGUUAUCAAACAAUGAGCACAACGGCCCGUUCCACCCCCAGGGGUGGGAAGAACAACAAAGCGGAGGCGGCUUCGACUCCGAAAACUCAGAAAACAGAAACCAACAAAUCUGAGAGUCCAAAAGUAGCCAACCUUGACAAGUCACAAGUACCCACAGCUGAACAGAUGCGAAUGGCAGAAAUCAUGGAUACCAAGAAAGAUGAUUUGGCUUUAAAAGACAAAAUCAAGCAGGUGAUGGAUGCCACGCAGAAAUCAGAGGAUGAAGUUUGCACUGCUCUUCAUGACUGUGACAAUGAUGCUAACAAGGCUGUUAACUAUCUUUUGGAAGGGAGUCUCAAGGACGAGUGGUCCACAUCAGUUGUCAAGAAGAAGAAGAACAGGACAGCGAGUGCGGCCAAGGGCGCGGAGGCUGUCAACAACCAUACAGAAGCGGAGGAGUGGGAGACUGUGGAGCCAAGUGGUGGAGGGCGGGGCAGAGACAGAGCUAGACAGCGGGGCAGCGGCCCACCAAGACUACGGGGCAGAGGAUCCAUGGAGAGUCAGAGAUGGAGGGGUCGAGAAAACAAAGAGAAUGAACGGAACCUGGAAGACAACUUCAACGGAGAAAGAGGUCGUAGGGGUGACCGUGGAGGUCGUAUGUCCAAUGGUCCAGGCCGAGGAGGUCGCGGAGGCAGGGGUGGUGGACGGCUCGGCUCUCGAACCUUCCAGCGGGGGGAGAGGCCGAGCGGGGGUGGAUUCCCAAGAUCCAUCGAGACCUGGAACAACCCCUCUGCUGAAGACGGUUCCGGGGAAAAAAUGGAAAAUUGGGAUGCUAACGGAGCUGAAGAUUGGGACACGGAAGAGCCCAAAACCAAACAAAAUGAGAACUGGGGUGACGGGUUUCCAUCGCCUGAAGACUGGGACAACGAGGAGUACACCGGCUCGCUGGCUGACAGCAAGGUGUUCACCCCGUCGUCCGGGCCUGACCCGGCGGCACCCCAGGCUGCGGCAGACCCAGACCAACCUGAGGAUGGGUCAGUGGAGCAGCCUCUGCAACCCGUACUGCUGGACACUCAGCAACCGCCCCGACCUGUGCAGAUGCCUCCGAGCCCAGUGGGGGUGAACACUCUAACGCCAGCUCAGUCGCAGUAUCUCAGUCAGCUGACGCAGCAGAGUAGUGACUACAAGGCAAUGACUCAGUCACAACCCCAGCCUCAACAGUACCCCACCACCUACCCCGCUCCUCCCUCCGUCGCCUAUUCAUCCAGCUAUGGUGUCAACACUAACAGCUACAGCUCGUCUCUGCAGGAUGGAACAUCAGCUCCUUCAACACAACCUCUUCCUGCAAGGACCAAGCCUCAGAAGCCCAGGGUUCCUCCUCCGUCAAAGAUACCAUCGAGUGCUGUAGAGAUGCCACCAGGGGAUGCUAUCGCCGUGGCUAUGUUGGACGUACAGUUUGGUGCGAUGGAGUUUGGCUCUGACUCUUCAACGCUAGACACGUCGACGUCACUGGACUCAACUAACACCAAGGCGACUGUAGCGUCUUCUGCGCCCACACCUACCCCCACCGCGCCAACGCCUACCUCGGUAGCAGCCUCGGUAGCCUCCAUCAUGGAGUCGUAUGCUUCUUCUCAGCCUCAGCAAAACAACCUGGCCAACGCCCUUGGGCAGACGCAGAAGCUGGGGUCAGGAGACUCGAUGUUGCCGGACGUGGUUGUGACGCAAGCCAACUCGUAUGCAGCCCAGAGCUCCAGCAGGCCAGCAGUGAGUAGUGUGCUGACAGAACUGACCAACAGCACAGCCAAGUCAUCGGUAGACACUACGUUGUCGUACAACUCCACUGACAGCGCACUCUACCAGUCACAAGCCUAUCAGAAACCUGCCACGGCCAACUACCCCGCGCCAACACCGGUGUCUACCUACAACAGCUCCAACUAUUCCACGUCGCAGGUGACGUCAAGCAAUACAGGGUACAGCUCACAGACUGGCUACACCAAUAGUUACGGAGCCAGUGUGACACAGAGCACGGCGUCGUAUCCUUCGUACACUAGCAACCAGACAUCGUACGCUUACACCGGCUACCCCUCCACCAACAACUACCAGAGCAGUGGCCAGAUGUAUCAGGGCUCAGGUUCGACGACGGGCUACCCAGCGUCUUACCAGAACAGCAGCUAUCCCCCCACAGCAACCGCUCAGCAGAGCCAUAAGAUGAGCUCAGCACUAGGCUCUUCUCAGGCUAAAGACUCACAGUAUGAGAGUGGUCAGGUGAACAGUAAUAGUGUCCCAGCUGUGUCCACAGUCAGUUCAACACCUUCACUUGGACUGUCUGCGACCAGCCAAUCUGCAGCUUCCACCAAAGUCACCGCACUCUCCACAGCCAACAAGAGCGGGCUGGUGGCUGGUAUUCCUCCGCAAGUGCCUCCAAUGAUCAACACCCACCAGUAUAUCAUGGGCCAGGCCGCAGGUCUGCCGUACUUCCAGCAGCCAAUGUACAGCUAUGACGAGCUCAUGCUGCAACAGAGGAUAGCAGCCGCUGCCCCACCUAUGCCAACCGGCUACUUUGACAUGAGUUUCCAGCAGCAAGGAGGAGCGGGCACGUCAGGUAGAGACGCAAGUCUCGGAAACGUCGCAUACUCCAUGUCUGAUGGGAGGUUUGCACGUGCAGACAACGCGUCUCCUGUGCCGUCCACACUCAGUCAGAACGUGACGACGGGACAUCAGCAGCCGAUGAUCAACCCCAGUCUACCUCCAGGCUAUGCCUACAUCUACGGUGGCUUCCCCGCCAACUACGCCCAGUUUACAACGCCCACUGCGCUGUACCCUAUGGCACCAACGGCGGCAGCAGCCAACUCAACGUCAGGUCAGUACAAGGGGCCAGGUUACGGCUCAGCAGCCGGUUACGGGUCUGGCUACGAGGCAGGUGCGGACGGUUACAAGGUCGGGGCUGCCGGCGGCUACUCGGCUACGCCACAGACCAAGGCAGGCGGCACCCCCACCACCUCCGCCGACCUGUAUACCAAAGGCCACGCUACGCUCAACAAGGUUAAUUCGUAUGACAAGGCUGGUUUCCACUCGGGCACACCUCCCCCCUUCAACCUGACUGGUAGUCAGACGGGACUGGCCCCAAGUGGGACGUACGCGCCUCACCUGUUUAUCCCUACGAUGCCUCCUCACCAACAACACCAUUCCGGAGCAACGCUCAUGCAUCAGCCCCUUCACCAGAUUGAGAUGAGGAAUCAUGGGAGGAGAAUGGACGGAGCCACCAACUCAGGUCCUCGCACUCAGUCCACCUCUCAGCCCAACAAAGCUGGCAGCAAGCAGCAGAACUACAGCCCUUCCUUCUGGGCCACCAGCUCCUAAACCUUCUCUCCUUCUUUGUUGUUCUACGGGCUUUGCACUCUCAAUGUCGCCUCUUGAAUGUUUUUGUCAAGGCCCGUCACGGGCCGAUCGGACUCAUACGAUGGAAUAUGUAUUAUAUGUGUAGUUUAGAUUUUUGUUUUUCGUAAAUAUUACCGAUUCGGUCGUAAUCGAUCCAAAUCGUAUUAUUUUUGCCGUAUUUUCUAAUGCAUUUUUGUAGUCUGCAUGAGAGAUAUCGAAUAUCGCUCUCCUUAAUAUUAUCAAAAAGUAUUCGGGUAUCCGCGGAAAUAGCCGAAGACCCGUGUAAAUACAGUUUCACAAGCCCUUUUUUUUAUUUUAGUCUCGCUUAACAGUCAAUAAAAAAAUAAGACUGAUUUUAAUUGAUAGAUAAUUAAUUGUGAAGUGUUGUGCGCUUGUGAAGUUGUGUUACAAGCGUCGCUGGGCCCACAUCUCCAUGUACAGCCUCAGAAAUGUUUGUAGAUAAGUAAGAAUGUGGAUAGUUUACGGUCGGUCAAGUUAUAUUGUGUAUUUAUAUUUACUAAUCAUAACUCGACAGUGAAAUUUCAUUUAAUACAAAAAAGAUAUUUGCUAAA